This is a messenger RNA of Lepisosteus oculatus (spotted gar), 2659 nucleotides long. RefSeq names its product neuronal vesicle trafficking associated 1 (gene nsg1). Gene Ontology annotation, biological process: G protein-coupled dopamine receptor signaling pathway; endosomal transport; clathrin coat assembly. Gene Ontology annotation, cellular component: endosome; membrane. Gene Ontology annotation, molecular function: clathrin light chain binding. Lineage: Eukaryota; Metazoa; Chordata; Actinopteri; Semionotiformes; Lepisosteidae. The record is from RefSeq and is a predicted model, not a curated record.
GGAGGGGCUCUUUUGUGCAGCUGCACUACCAAAGGCAGCAUAUCUACCGAGCAAAUCGUCUGCGUCACACCUGCACCGGUGGCACAAAAUUAUAUCCCUCACAAAUCCGUUUAAUUACUGAAACAUCUUGAGCUACAUUGGGAGUGUCACACCGUUAUUUCUUAAGGUUGCAUAUAUCGAAAGAUUCAUACAAUCUUCAAGAUUUACCUUGGAAAAUGGUGAAAUUAGGAAACAAUUUUUGCGAAAAGAAUAACACAAAGCAGCCCGUCUCAGAAGAUGGAUUUGACACCAUUCCCCUUAUCACACCACUAGAUGUCAAUCAGCUACAGUUCCCUCCUCCUGAUAAGGUGGUUGUGAAAACAAAAACAGAAUAUGAAGGUGACCACAAGAAGGGCAGAUUCCGUUCACCUAAAAUAGCCGAAUUUACAAUAAGCAUCAUAGAGGGUGUCUCUGAACGACUCAAAGUGACCCUUCUAGUCCUUUGUGCGCUGGCGUUUCUGGUCUGCGUUGUGUUCCUGGUGGUUUACAAAGUCUAUCAGUAUGACCAAACCUGCCCAGAGGGAUUUUUCUUUCAGCACAAUCGCUGCGUCCCGGCUGGAAUGGACAGUUAUUACUCUGAACAAGGCCCCAGCGCCCGAGGAAAAUUCUACACUGUUAUUAACCACUACAACCUGGCCAAACAGACCAUCACUCGCUCAGUAUCACCCUGGAUGACAGUGAUGUCAGAAGAAAAGGUAUCUGCACAGGAGACAGAGACAGCAGAGAAAGUGGCUUAAAUAAAGUGAAAACUACUUAAAUAAAGUCUCAAGAUACUGAAGUUAACAGACACAUUGUACAAAAAGGGAGCUCUACACCUUAAAUAUAACCAUGGGUUACAAAGAGUUGUAAAGAUUUUUGAAGUAUGUAUAUCACUGUAAAACUGCAUGCAGAUUCAUCAUUAUCUAGAGUCUCCUUUGCAUACAGAACAAGGAAUCUAAAAACUAAGUCCUUUUGUGAAGAUGUAGUAUGUUUUAACUCUAAAAUGUCUUCAAAUUCAUUACGUCGUCCAUGAUCUCCAAAGUUAAUAACAAAGUUCAACUUCAUUUGUAAGGAUGAUUCUUUCCAUGGUUGUAAUUAAUGUUGGGUUCCAGGUCACAUAGCUGUACUGUAUAUAGAAGUAUCUUAACACUAUUGGAAUGCUCCAUGUGGGCAAGUAUACUCUUUUCACAUAUUUUAUGUUUUGCUCCUUCUCUUGUCUCACGAUCCACUACUGCUGUUGAUUUGUAAAUGAUAAUGGGGUUCUGGGCCACAGGGCACUUUUUUAAAAAUAAAUUCUGCAAGACAGUUAUAUUGCUUCUCCACUGUGGCUUGUCACAUCUUUGUUAGGAUGUGCACUGGAAUACUGAUGGGUGUACAGUUAAGUCCUUUAAAAAACACAGCUAGACAUUAUUUGACAAGUUUCAUUUCACAACAGUUUUGAAAGACAAAAUAAUGAUUUCCCAGGUUUAAUAAAUCCAGCAUCCUUGCUCAGUCACUGAUUGAGUAAAUGUCCUGUUUGUGAAUAUGCAGGCUGUGUAUUACGCCAUAUUAAAAUGAAAUCACACAUCAGCUUCUUAAUGAUUCCACAUUUAAAAUAAAUAUUUUAUUACACACUGAUGGACAGUUUACUGUAUAUGAUAUAUAAUGUCCUGAUUAAAAGAAAUUGCUUAUUUUCUAUCAAUAAGAGAAGAACAGAUAUAUACUGUAGGUUUUUGAGACCACAUUUAUAAUUACAUGUGGGGACUGAAAUCUGAUUUUAAAUGUGACUUUUAUAAUAUUUACAACAGUUUAGUAAUUUUAUCAAUCAGGCAUGUAAAAUAGUAACAAUUAUAUUGGAAACCUAAAAUGAUUAAGUCCAUCUAAAAUAUUCAUACCUAACUUUCAUAUGUACACUUGUACACAGUGUCUGACACAACACAAUAAAUAACUGAAAGAGGAAUAUUUAAGCUAAGGUGAGGUCAGAGAUAUAGUACAGUAUGUAACAUUCAUUUAUAGCAUUAGCAAUCAAAAGCAAAGUUUGUUUUUAUUUUAUUUAAUUCCAGUGUAAUAAGUGGCUGCUGUUUGGAACUAGUGAAAUACUGUAGGUUUAACAAAGAAGCUAUUUUGAACUAAUGCAGUUUUCCGUGAAUUUCUUUCUCCAUUCUAUGUAAAACUUGUAGUGGAAAUGUCAAAAGUAACAUGAGUUAAACAGUUAUUGGAAGAUAAAACAUUCCAUGAAAUAUAGUUCAAUUAAGUCAUUUGUUGCUGGCUUUCGUGUAUUUAGUGAUAAACAUGUAUAAAAGUGUUUUGUUGAAUUUAUUGCUGCAAGAAUUGUAUAUUUCUUAACUAACAAUCAUCAAGUUAUUAUUGGUAUAUGUUUUUUUUAACAUAUCUUGAUAUUUUUCAGCGAAUGUUAGAGGAGCGGCUUAGAUAUAUAAUGUUGUAAAGUGUCACAGUGCAUGAAAUGCAAUAAAAACAGUGCCAAAUGUUUUCCUUGCCUAAUGUAUAAGUAAUAUUUAGGCCUCCAUAUAUGCACAUGUUCUGUAGAUAAAAUCAUUUUAAAGAUAAUUUAAAUGAAUGUAGAGGGGCAUAUCAAGUUGGUUGUAACUCUUGACAUUUUCACUUUGUAAAGAGAAAUAAAUCAAAAACAAUAUAAUAAUAA